AUGGCCACCAUUGAGCCCCAGCAAGAGAUCUUCCAGAGCGAGCAGUACUUCUGGUGUCACGAAGGAAACGAGCACAUUCAGAGCUGGCUAUCCACCAAUGCUCAGGACUUUCCUGAUAUCUACGCCACUUACAUCAACGAUGCCAACCCAGUCAUUCAUAGAAAGCGCGUCGGAAACUCAAAAGAGCGUGACCAGCGCAUGCUCAUGUUCCUCCAACAAUACCCUAUGACCUACAUCAAUGUUAUCGACGAGUUUAUCUGGUACAAAGCGUACGUUCUGCAAGGGGAGGACUUGGAGGCCAUCGGCCCUCACCAGGGUGGAUUGAUCAAUGUCUUCACCUACAGUAUGUUUCAUCACUCCGUCCAUACUGUGACAGACCGCGACCCUCAGAUCCUGGCACAAGCCAGAGACCUGCUCUACAAGCAAGUCUUCGACUUCGACACCCGCCACCAACACUGGGUUUGGCGUGGCGAGAAGGGCCUUCUCAACUCGAACGAAGUCGAGCCUCUGUCCAAGAAGCAGAAGAGCCGCGAGAAAAGCCAGAGACGCUGGGCAAAGCGUGAUGCGCAGGAAGCCGAGAUGAAAGCUGCUGGCAUAACUGAUGCUGACAUCGACCCUGCUAUUUUCGCUAUGGGUCCUCACGGAGAGAACUCGAACAAGUAUGUUGCACGCCUCAUGCUCGAUCUCAAGGUCAGCAAGGAGGAAGGAGGCCAGCGUAAGGCAGAGAAUGACAAUCAGGUGGAGUGA
Messenger RNA from Aureobasidium melanogenum CBS 110374, 747 nucleotides. RefSeq lists its product as uncharacterized. The coding region runs from base 1 to 747 and encodes 248 amino acids. The transcript has 2 exons. NCBI's taxonomy places the organism in Eukaryota, Fungi, Ascomycota, Dothideomycetes, Dothideales, Saccotheciaceae. The record is from RefSeq and is a predicted model, not a curated record.